Messenger RNA from Sphenostylis stenocarpa, 4185 nucleotides. NCBI's taxonomy places the organism in Eukaryota, Viridiplantae, Streptophyta, Magnoliopsida, Fabales, Fabaceae. The record is from the annotation of a GenBank genome assembly.
AUGGAAGCGUUGAUUGAGUUAUGCGACCUCAUUGCGCAGAAUCCGUUGCAAUUCGCUGACAAGCUCUCUUGGAUAUGCGACAAAUGCCCUCCACCGGAGUACCUAUCAGCGGGAUCUCAUAGGGUUUCGCGCUCUCAGCUCAAUGCCAUCCUCGCCGUCGCGCGCUUCCUCUCCAACUGCCCCUAUUCCACCGAUCUGCGCCCAAAGUCCGUCGUCCUCGAGUUUCUCCGCUCCGUUCCCCAAUCCUUCACUCAGUCCUUCUGGCCCCUCCCUUUCAACGCCGAUUCCGUCGCCUCUUUCUUCCUCGAUUUCACCGGCUACGUUUCCAAGGCCGCGAAAGCGUCGCCGGAUUUUGCCGAGGAGCUCAGCUCCUUCGCUGGCGAAAUAAUCAUUUCCGCGAUCGGGGAACCGAGCUCCAGCGUUGCUAGGGCUUUCUUGGCCGGUCUGGCGCAGAACUAUGUCCCAAUUUCCUCCUCCGAUGGCAACAGAUUGUUGACUUGUUUAAUCGAUCAAUUCUCUGCGCAUGCUGUCUCUGUUACCUGCACUCCGAAGGAACUGCUCAUUGCGGAAAAUUCCUCGUCUCAGAGCUCGCCCCUCAGUGUGAACCAGCAACCCCUGACUAAUUGCAAUGUCAGUUCAGGGAAUGAGAAUGCUUCGGGUUCCUCGAGCAGUGUGGCUUCUAAGGCUGCGGAUGAUGCUAGCACGGCGUCGUCGAGAGGGGUGGUGAACGGGCCCCACCAUGUUUAUAGAAGCAGUGCUGAUCAAUUGGCGCUAAGUUUAGGUUUAAAUGAUGGUACACUUGGCGCAGUCUCGUCUGCGCAGCAAGUUACUUCCUUCGAGGAAGAGUCUGUGGAGUUCUUGGAGAGGCAGGAAAUAGCUUUUAAGUUGAUUGCUCACGUGUUGGAAAAUGUCCACAUUGAGUCUGCACUUUUGGAGCAGAUUAGGUUAAUUGGGAAGAAGCAGAUACAAUCCAUGUCUGUUUUUCUGAAGAUAAGGAAGAGGGAUUGGCAUGAGCAGGGAUCGCUUUUAAAAGCUAGGAUUAAUACAAAACUUUCAGUUUAUAAGGCUGCAGUGAACCUGAAAAUCAAGAGCCUCUCAGCACUGGAUUCUGAUUCAAGGUCUGUUAAGAGAUUGGUUUAUGAGGCAGUUGCAAUAUUAAUAGAUGCUGCUGAGGCAUGCUUACUCUCUGGAUGGCGUAAGUUGAGAUCGUGUGAAGAUCUCUUCAGCUCAUUGCUUAUAGGGGUUGGACAGAUUGCUGUUGCCCGCGGAGGACAGCCACUGCGCAUUUUGCUCAUUCGCCUAAAGCCAAUUGUUCUCAAUGUUUGUGCUCAGCCUGAUACAUGGAGUAACAACCAGGUCACCAUGUUUGAGAGUGUCACAAAGGCCAGCUGUCAGAUUAUUCAAUCAUGCUGGAAUAAGGAGCGGGCGCCUGUAGACACAUACAUAAUGGGAUUAGCCACAAGCAUACGUGAACGGAAUGAUUAUGAUGAACAGGACAACCAAGAGAAACCUGCAGUACCUUUUGUACAGCUUAAUGUUAUACGCUUGUUUGCUGAGCUGAGCGUUGCAGUCAACAAGUCUGAACUGGUAGAUGUGAUAUUACCACUUUUUAUUGAAAGCCUAGAAGAGGGUGAUGCUUCAACACCUAGUUUGUUGAGACUUCGACUUCUUGAUGCUGUGUCUCAAAUGGCCAGUUUAGGUUUUGACAAAUCUUACCGUGAAACAGUGGUUUUGAUGACUAGAAGUUACUUGAACAAACUUUCCAAUGUAGGAUCAGCUGAAAGCAAAACGGAGGCAGCUGAAGCCACAACUGAGCGUGUUGAAACUCUACCUGCAGGAUUUCUUGUUAUUGCUAGUGGUCUUUCUAGUGAUAAAUUGCGGUCAGAUUUUCGUCAUCGACUGCUCUCCCUAUGCUCAGAUGUUGGUUUAGCUGCUGAGGCUAAAAGUGGAAGGAGUGGAGCAGAUUUCCUGGGUCCGCUGCUCCCUGCAGUUGCUGCAAUUUGUUCCGAUUUUAAUCCUACUUUAAAUGUGGAGCCAUCACUUUUAAAACUAUUUCGCAACCUAUGGUUCUAUAUUGCUCUUUUUGGCCUAGCACCACCAAUACAAAAGACUCCAGUGACUACAAAGUCAGUUUCCACUACACUGAACAGUGCAGGAAGCACGGGUCCAAUUUCCCUUCAAGCUGUAAAUGGACCAUAUAUGUGGAAUGUGGAGUGGUCUUUUGCUGUUCAACGAAUUUCCCAGGGGACUCCUCCACUAGUUGUUAGCUCAGUUAAAUGGCUUGAGGAUGAGUUAGAAUUAAAUGCUUUACACAACCCAGGCAGCCGUCAAGGCAAUGGCAAUGAGAAAGCUGCUCUUUCACAAAGAGCUGCUCUUUCUGCAGCUUUAGGAGGGAGAGUUGAUGUCGCAGCAAUGACCACAAUCUCAGAAGUGAAGGCUACUUAUCUUCUUGCUGUAGCUUUUCUUGAGAUCAUCCGCUUCAGCAGCAAUGGUGGAAUCCUAAAUGGUGGAACCACUAUGGAUUCUGCAAGAAGUGCCUUUAAUUGUGUGUUUGAGUAUCUCAAGACUCCAAAUUUAAUGCCAGCUGUCUUCCAGUGUUUAACAGCUAUUGUCCACAGGGCUUUUGAAACAGCUGUGUCGUGGCUGCCUAUAUUAGAAUUGGUUGUCAGUGUCUUGGAAAGGGCAACUUAUGUAGGGGAUGACCAAAAAGACAGAGUGAAAGGCAUAGAAGAUCAAGUGUCCGAAAUAGGGCAUGAAGCUGAGACCAGAGAUUCAAUACUUACAAUGCAUACCUGUUUUCUAAUAAAAAGUCUGAGCCAGAGGGAGGAUCAUAUAAGAGAUAUUACAGAGAACUUGUUGACUCAGCUUAGAGACAAGUUUCCACAGGUUUUAUGGUAUUCUUCCUGCAUAGACUCUAUGCUGUUUUCAUUUAAUGAUGACUCUUCCACUACCAUCAUCAAUGAUCCUGCUUGGACAGCUACAGUCCGUACCUUGUAUCAGAGAAUUGUUCGAGAGUGGAUAAUUAAAGCACUUUCAAGUGCUCCAUGCACUAGCCAGGGUCUUCUUCAGGAUAAACUUUGUAAAGCAAAUACGUGGCAAAGAGCACAGCCCACAAUUGAUGUUGUUUUACUUUUAUCCGAGAUAAGAAUUGGGACUGGGAAAAAUGACUGGCCUAUACAAACAGCAAAUAUUCCUGCAGUCAUGGCUGCAGCAGCUGCCGCUUCAGGGGCAAACUUAAAAGCAUCAGAGUCCUUUAACUUAGAUGUUAUCAGUUCUGGUAAGUGCAACCAAGCCGCAGCGACAGUUAAGUGCAACCAUGCUGGAGAAAUUGCUGGAAUGAGAAGGUUGUAUAACAGCAUUGGUGGAUUUCAGUCCAGUACUGCACCUCCUGGUCUUGGACUUGGAGCUGGGCUUCAAAGAAUUAUAUCUGGAGCUUUUCCUCAGCAGCCACAAGCUGAGGAUGACUCAUUUAAUGGAAUGUUGCUUAAUAAGUUUGUGCGUUUACUUCAGCAGUUUGUCAACAUAGCAGAGAAAGGUGGAGAAGUCGUCAGGUCUGAAUUUCGUGAUACUUGCUCUCAGGCCACUGUGCUUCUUUUGUCAAAUUUGAGUUCUGGAUCCAAAUCGAACAUGGAGGGCUUCUCACAACUUCUCCGUCUUCUUUGUUGGUGUCCUGCUUACAUUUCUACCCAUGAUGCAAUGGAAACUGGUGUUUUCAUAUGGACAUGGUUGGUUUCUGCUGCACCCGAGCUUGGAGCUCUCGUACUUGCUGAGCUUGUUGAUGCAUGGUUAUGGACAAUUGACACCAAGCGAGGUCUCUUUGCCUCUGAAACAAGGUUUUCUGGACCUGCUGCAAAACUCAGGCCUCACCUGUCCCCUGGGGAGCCUGAACCGCAGCCUGAGAUUAAUCCUGUUGAGCAGAUUAUUGCUCAUCGACUGUGGCUUGGAUUUCUCAUUGAUCGCUUUGAGGCAGUUCGGCACCAAAGUGUGGAGCAACUCCUGCUUCUUGGUAGGAUGCUGCAGGGGACAACGAAGCUUCCUUGGAUUUUUUCACACCAUCCUGCAGCCACUGGCACUUUUUUCACUCUUAUGCUUCUAGGGCUCAAGUACUGCUCUUGCCAGUGUCAGGGAAAUCUGCAAAAAUUUCAUCUGGGGCUUCAGCUGCUGGAAGAUCGGAUUUAUAGGUGA